GUAUAGUCCUUCUGCAAGCUGUGUUGUUGUCAGUGUUCAGCCAACUGUUUCAGGUAUUGGGCAUAUGUGGAGUGUAUCUAGUCUCUUCUGACUGCCCCUCCCAUAGAGCUUAUUGCAGAAGGUUGAGGUACGUGGUCCCCAUCCGGUCCCUGUGGUUUUUCUGUCCCAGAUACAGUUCUCUUUCUAUGAAACAGAAAGGAAGGCACAUAUCCUUGUGGAUUAUCUUACAGAUGUUACUGAUUUCUUUAUAUAGGGGAGAGGUCCAGAAUUCUGUGUAUGUGUGGAUGGAGACGGGAAGGAGAUCAUCCUGGUGGAUUAUUUUUACAGAUACAGAUUUCUGUGUCUCUCUGAAGCCCCGACCUCCUGAUGAUUUAGUCCCAGCAAUUCAGUUUUUUUUUUAAGCCUUUGUGGAUGUUUCAUUUCCAAGAGUCUCUGUCUGGGUUGUAAAUUUCUUCCUUUUUUCUUUAGAAGGGAUAUCCUAUGCUAUUGUCUCCCUUUGUCUGGUGAGCUUCCCCUAGCCUAUGAUCCGUCCAGGUCCAUCAUUGUAGCUCACAGCAGCAUCAUUUUAUAAUUUCCAUGGUGGUCUUUUAUGGCUCCAUAAUAGUCCAUUGUAUACAUGUACCUCAACUGGUUAAAACUUUAAUUGGUCAGUGAAGAUUUUGGUUGCUCUGUGUCUUGGCUUACAUAGGUCCUCUUACAGUGAUCCAUGGGGUGCAUGUGCCUUUUGGAACAAUGCUUUUGACCGCAUAUACGCCCAGAUGUGACAUCAGAUCUCAGGCAUAGCCUUUCAUACUGAUUUAGUCUGGCAUUUGGUGCCUGUUCAUUACACUGGUUUUUGCCAUUGUACAUCGUUGCAAAUUGUAUUGGGAGAUUCCAGUUCCACCGGGGUAUUUUCCCCAUUUAUGGCCUGCAGCUGUAUGAGGAUGGCCAUUCUGAGCACCGGGGUUUGCACUCUGUCGCUGUUUUGACUGGCAUGCCUGUCACAGUUAGGGAUGCUGAGCGUCCUCUCUUAGGGUGCAGGUUUGUGGAUAUUUUUCUUUUGUCUCCUCAAAGGUUGUGAGGCUAAGUGACCUGUGGUAACUGGCCUCUUGAAAGUCCCUUGUGUUGGGAAUUUGUCCCUUCAAAAUCUGCCCCAGGACAUUUUGUGAAGGCAGCUGUGUCUAAGAGGCCCCUGGCCUUGUGAAUUCGAGGUGCAAGUAAGGAGCGGUGGUCACGUCAUGUUGUAGUUACAGGAAGUGUCCACAAGACGGCAGCACUUUCUCCUGCCCACCUGUGGUUCCUCAGGCAAACAGAGCCUCCGGGCAGGUCGGCUUGAAGGGUUGUCUCACUGCUGCUUUCCCCUAAAGCCUCACAGCCCCUCCCUUCUGGACCAGUCCAAACCAAGGCCGCAGAACCUUUCUGAAGCUGAGGUUGGGAGGCGGCCAGGCCUUUGCCGGCCUCUCAGCGAAGCCACCGCUGCCUCUAUCCGGUCCUGCUGCUGGGCACCCUCAUCGGCCCCCCGCCUGCCCACCGCCCACCAUGUCAGAGGAGACCCAGGAAGACACCGCGGCCCUGAUGAGGAGCAGGGCGCCGCUGGCUCCCAACCACGUGGAGGAGGUGCGCCUCCACCAGGUGGAGUCCAUCAGCGACCUUCACAACGGCGGUCCGCUGUGCCCCUACCUGGCCGAGGAGGGGCAGCCGUGGGGCGAGCUGCUGGGCGUGCUGCCGCCCUCACUGUGCGCCCAGGCCGGCUGCGGCCCGGUGCACAGCCGCGGGGCCUUCCUGCUGCUGCUCGCGCUGCUGGUCCUCACCUGCCUGGCGCUGGCCGUGCUGGCCGUCUACCUGAGUGGUAGGGAGGGCGUCGGGAGCCAGCCGAAGGGGGAGACCGAGGCAGUGCGGAGCUGGGAGGGCAGGGGUUGCGGGGUGGCUGAUCCCCAUUCCUCCGGCAGUGCUGCAGAGCGAGUCCCUCCGCGUGCUGGCGCACACGCUGCGAACCCGGGAGGAGGUGCUGCUCAAACUCCGGCUCGCCAGCCUCAGCCAGCUGCGGAGGCUCAACUCCAGUGAGGCCCGAGCACCCGGCUGAGAUGCCGCUCGGACCCGGGGCCUGGGGGUGUGUGCCGGGGAAUAAAGUGGCCGUUGGCAGCUUUCUCCUCUCCCACUGCUGCUCCUCACGACUUCCUGGGUGUGGUUUUGGCGUGAGAUUUGAUCUGACCCCACAGCUGCCCGCCUCUCGUGCCUUCUCCGGCCAGGCCAGGCCUUCUGAGGCCGAGGCUCCGCCUGGUGUGGCCCAAGGUCAGAGGAAGCCACACCAGCCUCCUGGCUCCUCUUGGGGCCUGGCAGCACCCACUGGCCUCCUCCAGAUGGUGGGU
This is a messenger RNA of Cervus elaphus (red deer), 2348 nucleotides long. It is a transcript of the gene LSMEM2, whose product is annotated as leucine rich single-pass membrane protein 2. The transcript is spliced from 4 exons. The coding region runs from base 1519 to 2043 and encodes 174 amino acids. Lineage: Eukaryota; Metazoa; Chordata; Mammalia; Artiodactyla; Cervidae. The record is from RefSeq and is a predicted model, not a curated record.